AUGUCAACAGUGAAGGUCUCAUCAAAUAUGAUAAGCCAAUAAAGGUGGUCAGCAUCUGUAACCUGGACAUCUUCUAUUUCCCCUUUGAUGAACAGAACUGCACUCUCACCUUCAGUUCAUUCAUCUACACAGGUGGCCAUCAGGCAUAGGCCCAGACUCUAUGUCAUAAACCUCCUGGUGCCCAGUGGUUUUCUGGUUGCCAUCGAUGCCCUCAGUUUCUACCUGCCAGUAGAAAGCGGGAAUCGUGCCCCAUUCAAGAUGACCCUUCUGCUGGGCUACAAUGUCUUCCUGCUUAUGAUGAAUGAUUUGCUCCCUGCGACUGGCACCCCCCUCAUCGGUAUGGCCCCUCCCUCCAUCAGGAGAAUAAAAGCAAGGUGGGGGUGGGGUCUCUGCUUUGCCCUGUGUCUGUCCCUGAUGGUGGUCAGCCUGGUAGAGACCAUUUUCAUCACCUACCUGCUGUACCUGGCCACCACCCAGCCCCCACCCAUGCCUCGGUGGCUCCACCCUCUGCUCCUCUGCUGCACCAGCCCAAGGAAAUGCUGCCCCACUGCACCCCAGAAGGGAAAUAAGGGCCUGGGCCCCACCCCCACCCACCUGCCUGGAGCCCUGGAGUUGGUGGGGAAGGUGUCAGGUCCCAGAAAGGCAGAGUUAAAUGGGACUGAGUCAACAAGGGCCCAGCAGGAAGAAGAGACUCAGAGGCAGGACUUGGUCGACCUGUGGGUGAAGUUCAGCCACAUGAUGGACACCCUGCUCUUCCGCCUCUACCUGCUCUUCAUGGCCACCUCCAUCAUCACGGUCAUCGUCCUCUGGAACACCUAG
Molecule: messenger RNA, 819 nt
Organism: Zalophus californianus (California sea lion)
Lineage: Eukaryota; Metazoa; Chordata; Mammalia; Carnivora; Otariidae
Product: 5-hydroxytryptamine receptor 3D-like
Biological process (GO): chemical synaptic transmission; regulation of membrane potential; monoatomic ion transmembrane transport
Cellular component (GO): neuron projection; synapse; membrane
Molecular function (GO): transmembrane signaling receptor activity; monoatomic ion channel activity; neurotransmitter receptor activity
Source: RefSeq, a predicted model, not a curated record